Molecule: messenger RNA, 2125 nt
Organism: Lates calcarifer (barramundi perch)
Lineage: Eukaryota; Metazoa; Chordata; Actinopteri; Centropomidae
Exons: 9
Coding region: 143-1435 (430 amino acids)
Source: RefSeq, a predicted model, not a curated record
CUCAUGGCCAUUUGUUGUAUUUUUAAUUGCAAAAGACUCUAAUGUUCUCUUUCAGGUAAACAAAGUAGGUCAAAAGGUGUAUGGAUCAUCUUUCCGUCGUUCAAUCGUCAACAAAUUCACGAGUGGAUCAGUGGUCGUUGACAUGACUCUCGUGUUCAAAGAUGAAAACUCAGUUCCUUCAGCAAGCAAUGCAACUUCAGAGUUCAGCAGUGGACUUAGUAACUCUACCUUCCUGAAUGUUAUAUCAGGCAGUGUUAGUGCAACCACCCUAACUGCAGUUCCAGCGACAGCUUCUAAUGCAACUUCUGCGCCAACUGCAGCUCCAACUGCUGCUCCAACUGCUGCUAGCAAUGUUACAACUACUCCAAGUGCUGCUCCUAAUGCUACAGCUGCACCUACCGCUGCUUCCACAGCUGCACCAGCUUCAUCAACCGCCACUGCAUCAACAGAUCCUCCUACAUCCAGUGAGGGAACCCUGGGUCUUAUAUUCAGUCUCAACCAAACAUUUACAUCAGAUCUCUCCAACUCAUCCUCAACUGCAUUUAAGUCUUUAGCUGCAUCAGUGGUCAAAGAGGUAAACAAAGUAGGUCAAAAGGUGUAUGGAUCAUCUUACAGUCGCUCCAUUGUCAACAAGUUCACGAGUGGCUCAGUGGACGUCGACAUGACUCUUGUGUUCACUAAUAAAAACUCAGUUCCCUCAGCAAGCAAUGCAACUUCAGAAUUCAGCAGAGGACUUAGCAACUUUCCCUCCCUGAAUGUUAUAUCGAGCAGUGUUAGUGCAACUUCCUCUUCUUCUGCUACCUCCACUGCUGCACCUAAUGUUACAGUCACCCUGACUGCAGCUCCAACUGCAGCUCCAACCACUACAGCUGCCUCGACUGCAGCUCCAACUGCAGCUCCUACCACUACAGCUGUCCCAACUACAGCUCCAACUGCAAUAUCUUCUUCCACCACAACAGCUACAACUACAAAUAUAGAAACUACUACCAUUGCAUCAACAAAUCCUCCCACAUCCAGUGAGGGAACACUAGGUCUUCAAUUUAGUCUCAACCAAACAUUUACAUCAGAUCUCUCCAACUCAUCAACUACAGCAUAUCAAACUUUGUCUAUGACAGUGGUCUCAGAGGUCAACAAAGUUUGUUGGCGGGUCUAUUCAUCAACUUUCCGUCGUUCAAUCGUCAACAUGUUCAGGAGAGGAUCGGUGGUUGUUGAUAUGACUCUUGUCUUCAAGGAUAAGUCCUCGGUUCCUACAACAAGUAAUGCAACUGCACAACUCAGUAGUGAACUUACCAGCAACUCAUCUCUAAACAUUAUACCAGGCAGUGUUACUGCACAUACAUCAACGUCAAGUAGUCCUCCUCCUCCUUCAGUGCUCUCACUUGCGGUCUUGUCACUUACACUACUUGCUGUGGCACAGAUGCUGACAGGCUUAUAGCAGGAUUCCAAGACUAAACGAAUAAAUACAUUUUGUAGUGGUAUAUCAAAACAAGACAUAAAUGUGUGAAAUUAAUUUAGAAACAACGUUAGAAGACUGAAACAUUUGCAUUAUGUAGAUAAUGUAUUAUACAUACUGCAUGUAUUUGGUAUACAUUCUCAAGACAUGCUGUAACAUAGAUAAUGUAGUGACAUUUAUAGUAUGGCUUUAUAUUGCAUUCGGAUUGUGGGGGCAAUGUAUGAUCUCCAUUAACAUCGUGGCAGUUGCAUUUUGAGACUACUACACAAUAUGUAAGUGGUUUUAAUGUGGUUCUGAUCUGAUCUGAUCUGUGUAUUAUUAUUGUAACUGAAAUUUAUCAUACUCACUGCCCUAUCUUUAAAUGGCCUUUAUAUCAGUCGUUGAAAGCUGUUAAUUAAUUUAGUCUAUUCAAGUGCUUUGUGGGUUUUUUUUUUUUUCAAAAUUGACACGUUGCAUAUAUUUAUCUGUCUCCUGUGUAAAGUAACAUGUCAGAAGAAAUAUGCUUUAACAUGUAUAGUCAGAACUAAAUACUCAAUACUGAAUACUGUUCUUUUUUUCAAAUAAAAGCUUUUUUUUACAUAAGCUUUUGAAUAUUAUUUUAAAAUGCCCUGUGCCUGUGAGUCUUUCUACAAACAUGGUGAAAAUGAUAAAAUAUACCAAUAGAUCACAGAG